Molecule: messenger RNA, 2373 nt
Organism: Cornus florida
Lineage: Eukaryota; Viridiplantae; Streptophyta; Magnoliopsida; Cornales; Cornaceae
Product: protein AIR2-like
Exons: 11
Coding region: 162-1979 (605 amino acids)
Molecular function (GO): nucleic acid binding; zinc ion binding
Source: RefSeq, a predicted model, not a curated record
AUUAGGGUUUCGAAGUAGAAGCCUAACCGACAAAAGCCUGUAUGGUUUCAGUCGGUUCUCCUUCUCCAUCGGUCGCUCGUUAGUACAAUAAAAAAUUCAUCAUACAAUGGGCUAGGGUUCGGUUCUUCGAGUCAUAUCGUCUGCAAGUACUCUGUCUAAAAAUGGUUAAGAGAGAGAAGAAGCAAAAGCCAUCGAAUUUCGAUCGCGAAGAGGAAGAAGACGACGAAGAACAAGUGAAGCCAUCGAAUUCGCUGGUCGUGCUGAGCAGCGACGACGAAGAGGCCAAUGAAGAUCUGAGCUUGAAAAUCGUAGAGAGAGCGAUGUUACGAGCGUGUACCACCGACUUAGACGACGCCGUUUUUGGCGAUGGGAAGAGCGAUGAUGACGGUGGUAUAUCUGUCGGUGGAAUUGAUCUCACACCGUCGUCUUUACCGGAAGCAGAAAUUGUUACAGAUUUGAAGAAUGAGAAGAAAAGGAAGGAGAAGAAGAAAAAGAGCAGGAAAUUUGAAACGGAAGAGGAAGCUGAACCUGGGAAGGCAGGGGGAAGAAACAAGACUGAAAAAUUGAAUGUUGAUGCUGGGAAGGAAGAAGAGAAAGCAGAGACGGGCAAAACUUUAGAGAUUGAUAAAUUGAUGGAAAAAAAUGCUGUUGAGAUAUCUGACAACACUGUGCUACGGAAGCUUCUUCGGGGACCAAGAUAUUUUGAUCCUCCAGGAAACAGUUGGGGAACUUGCUAUAAUUGUGGUGAAGAAGGUCAUACAUUUGUAAGCUGUACUUUGGCUAAGCGGAAGAAGCCGUGCUUUCUUUGCGGGAGUUUGGAGCACCAUGCCAAGCAAUGCAAGAAGGGACAAGAUUGCUUUAUAUGCAAAAAAGGAGGUCACCGUGCAAAAGACUGCCCAGAUAAAUACAAAGUGGGAUCACAGAGUUCUAAGAUAUGUUUAAAAUGUGGAGAUUCUGGGCAUGAUAUGUUUUCAUGCGAGAAUGAUUAUUCCCUUGAUGAUCUAAAGGAAAUACAAUGUUACAUUUGCAAGAGUGUUGGCCAUCUUAGUUGCGCUAAAUUUAUCGAUACUAGUCCAAGAGAAGCUUCUUGUUAUCGAUGUGGUCAACUGGGCCAUACUGGUUUGGGAUGUGCAAGGUCAUACGGGGAGACAGCUGGUGCUGGGUCACCCAGUUCAUGCUACAAGUGUGGUGAAGGUGGCCAUUUUGCACGUGAAUGCACAAGUUCAGCCAAGGGAUGUGCAAGGUCAUACGGGGAGACAGCUGGUGCUGGGACACCCAGUUCAUGCUACAAGUGUGGUGAAGAAGGUCAUUUUGCACGUGAAUGCACAAAUUCAGCCAAGCGUAAGAGGAAUAUUGAAUUAUCAACCCCCAGUGGGAGAUCUUAUAAAGGAAAUGGAGAAUAUGCAGGAGUCAAGUCUGUACAGGGAUAUGCAAGGUUAUAUGGGGAGACAGCUGGUGCCGGAUCAUCCUCACCCAAUUCAUGCUACAAAUGUGGUGGAGGCGGCCAUUUUGCACGUGAAUGUACAAGUUCAGCCAAGGUUCGUAAAAGGAAUAUUGAAUUAUCAACCACCAAUGGAAGAUUUUCUAAAGAGAAUGGAGUAAAUGUAGGAGUCAGGUCAGUACCUCAUGAUCUUGGUAAGGCUGGUAGAAAGAAGAAAUCAAAACAUGAAGAGGAAUAUUCGUCGCCGUCUAGACAGAGGGGUGGUUGGAUUACUGAAGAUCCUGGAGAUUUUCCCCGUAGUAAAGCCAGAGUGAAUGGAUGGAGAUCUCCAAACACACCAACUCAUACUUGGAAUCAGAUUCCUAAUCUAAACGCUGAUGGUCAUGCUCAAAGUUCUUAUUCUUUUAAAAAAAGUCUAAAGCUUCAUUUCGGAUCUCCAGCUUCAAAUGUAGCUGCCAAUGUUUAUCAGCACAGAUUUUCAGCCUCAAGGUUUGGCAACUCUAGUAGUGAUGGGACGAGGAGAAAUUAUGGUUGGUAGCAGGAGCCUUGUUUUCUCUUUGUAUUAUUUAAGGUCAUCAGAAGGCAAGAACAUCAGAAAGAAAUAGAUGCAUAGAUUCUCCGUAUGGGUCACAUCACAUCUUAACCUUAUUCGGAGCUGAUCUGCUAUAGCCUGUCGGUUGUCUGGGCAGUGAGAAGGGCAAGGUUUUCUGCAUUUCCUCAAAAUUUGUUCUCGUUGUUUGUUAUACGUAGCUGGUAGUGAAACCCUGUACUUUGGGUACGAUCAUCCCCCAAUAUUUUCGAGCUCUGUUCACUAGAAGUUCUUGCUUAUUUCUAAGUUUCAUUUUUUAUUAGUUAUUAUUUGUUCUAUAAAUUCAGCUGCCUUGGAAAGCCUUAAUUAUUUAUUGAGAAGCAGAUUUGCUUGUUUCCUGAAA